AUGCAAUAUUGCACCUUAUUGACAUAUCUGAAUAAUUCUGUAUUUAGACUAUGUCUAAAACUGCAAUCAAUAACUCUUCCCCCGAACCUGAGGGAAAUCGGGAGCGGAUGUUUUGGAUGGUGUGGCUUGAAGUCAAUUUCUUUGCCGAAUUCCGUAGUGAAGAUAUAUGAAUGGUCUUCUCAAGAUGGAGGGGCAUUCUCUGGAUCUCUUUCCUCCAUUACAAUUAAUCCUGAAUCUCAAUUAGAAAUAAUUGGAUCGGAAGCAUUUGCUGGUUCUAAAAUAACAUCUAUUUUCAUUCCAAAAAAGGUAACUGAAUUAUCAGGCACAUGUUUGCACAAAGUUUUCCUAGAUGAAAUAAUAAUUGAUUCUGAGAAUCCCAACUUUAAAUCAGAUGGAUUAUCAAUUUUUAGUGGAACAAAUAAUGAUACUUUAAUUUACGUUACUUCUAAGUAUACAGGCAAUUAUUUAGUUCCAAGUUUUGUUAAUAAAAUUGGUGUUGCUUGCUUUAGUAAUUGUAGAUUAUCCGGUAUUACUUUUCACGAAAGUGUUUCCUCAAUUGGACCAUAUUGUUUCUCAGAAUCAAAUCUUGUUAAUGUUGUUCUUCCAGAAAAAGUAGUGAUUGUCGAAGAUAGUAUAUUUAAAGAAUGCCAACAGUUGCAAAGUAUUACUUUAUCUAAUUCAACAACAACAAUUUACAAUAAUGCCUUUUAUAAUUGCAUUUCUCUUACUAAAAUUGUAUUUCCUUCAACUCUUACCAAUAUUGGAGAAUCUGUUUUCUAUGGGUGUAAAAAGCUUGAUAUUGAUUCUAAUCAGAAUACAAACUUUAAUUACUAUAGUCAAAUGCUACUAUCAAAUAGAAAAACAAGCAUUAUUGAAUUCUUCGGAAAUGAUAUUAAUCUGGAAAUAACGGCGCCUCCAGAAGCAACAACAAUUGGAGCUAGAACAUUCAUGAAUAAAAAUCUUAAAACAAUUAAAUUCCAAGGAAACUUGUUAAGCCGGAUUGGUGAGGAAUGUUUUUCUCAAUCAACCAUUCAAACUAUUUCCCUUCCUGACAGUUUGAAUAAUUUAGGUGCAUCUUGCUUUGAAAAUUGCCAAUCCCUGACUUCAAUAUCAUUUUCGAACUCAUGUCCAUUAACAGUAAUCCCUGAAAAUUGUUUUAAGGAUUGCAAAAACUUACAAAUUUUGACAUUGCCAAGUUCGAUAACAACAAUAAAAGCAAAUGCAUUCCUCAACUGCUAUAGCAUAAGCGAUAUUGGAUUAAGUGGAACACAAGUGUCAAAUAUUGAAAAUUAUUGCUUUAUGAAUUCAGGAGUUACAACUUUCAUUUCAUCAAACAAAAUUACUUUGGGUUAUGGUGCAUUUACAAAUAGUAAUAUUGCAGAAGUGAAUAUCUUUGCAGAAUCAAUUUCGGAAGAAUGCUUUAAGAACUGCACUAUGUUGACUUCCUUAACGUUAAAUGAAGGAACAACUACUAUUUUUGAAUCUGCUUUCAGAGAUUGUGUUUCGUUAGCGUUAUUUACGAUUCCUGCAAGCAUUAAGUUGAUUAGAUUCUAUGCAUUCAUGGGCUGCACAUCAUUAAAAAUAGUUACAUUAUCGCUGAAUAGCAAGAUAAGUGAAAUAAAUGGAGGUACUUUUGCUGACUGUCCAUUAUUGCAGUCUAUCAAGUUGGAUCCUAAUGAUAAGCAAUAUAAGUUCAGCAAUGGAGCUUUAACUUACUACAAUGAAACCAAAGUAAUUACAUUUAUUCCUAGUAGUAAUAUUCAAACAUUUGUUGUUCAAGCAGCUAUGGAAAAAAUAGGUUCUUAUUCUUUCUAUGCGUGUACUAAUUUAGUAAAAGUUAUAUUUAGCGGAAGAAAUAUUGAUAUAAUUGAUUACAUGGCCUUUUAUGGAUGUUCGAAGCUUUCAUAUAUCUUUCUUGGCACAAAUACACAUGUUUCUUCUAUUGGAAGCAAAGCUUUUGAAGGUUGUCCGUUGCUUAAUAAUUGUGGUGCAAUUACCUGUCCAACUGCUACUAUUCUUUUAUUUAAAGCACAUAAAAUAUCAAGAUCAUCAUUUAGAACAGAUUGUAAUUAUAUUUGUCAAUCUAUUGCUCAUUCAAGAUCAGGUUUUACCACUACAAUUACGCUAAUAACUCCAUUUAUCUUGAUGUGA
This is a messenger RNA of Trichomonas vaginalis G3, 2151 nucleotides long. Its product is annotated as surface antigen family. The coding region runs from base 1 to 2151 and encodes 716 amino acids. The transcript has a single exon. The record is from RefSeq and is a predicted model, not a curated record. NCBI's taxonomy places the organism in Eukaryota, Parabasalia, Trichomonadida, Trichomonadidae.